Pararge aegeria (speckled wood butterfly) is the source of this 2148-nucleotide messenger RNA. RefSeq lists its product as uncharacterized. Lineage: Eukaryota; Metazoa; Arthropoda; Insecta; Lepidoptera; Nymphalidae. The transcript has a single exon. The coding region runs from base 1 to 2148 and encodes 715 amino acids. The record is from RefSeq and is a predicted model, not a curated record.
AUGGCCCUUCACAGGGCACAGUACCUAUGCACUGGCAUGCGCAAGCUGCACAUCCAUUACAGAAUGCUCCUCCGCAGGGGAGUCAUUACUAUUAUCAAUAUCCUCAGGGAAACGUUGGUAACAAUUCUAAUCGAAGAGGGGCAUCCAGUAGUAGGGGUUCCUUUCGAUCUAGAGCUGGACGACAAAAUAGAUCAGCCAGAAAUCAGAGUGCAUUCACAGGUUCCUCUAAGAACGAAAAUUUUAAAAAGCAAAAGUUGUGACUCGAGUCGCGUGAGCACCGAGUUCAAGGCAGGCCAGUUAAUUCAGUUUAUCCAACAUUGGGAGGAAUUAGGCGCUCCGAAAUUCCUUAUCAAAAUAUUAAAAGGUUAUCGCAUACCUUUUCUCCAGAGGCCUCCGUUAAUUGUACCAAACGUAAAAAAGAGUGCCUUCGUCACUCCAAUUUCAUCAGAUAUGACUAUUCUUAUAAAUCAAAUGAAAAUACAGGAUGUUCUCGAAGUCGCGGAUUCAUCCCCAAGCUUUUUGUCAACAAUGUUCCUUGUGCCGAAAAGCAACGGCUCCUACCGCCCAAUUUUCAAUUUGAGAGCCCUAAACGAGUUUGUUUCCACAGAUCGGUUCAAACUAAUAAAUAUUUAUCGAAUACCAGAUUUUCUGCAACCCCGAGAUUGGCUAUGCAAGAUAGACCUUUCUCAGGCCUAUUACCAUUUAGCUAUAACCAGGUCCCAAAGACGGUUCCUCAGACUAAUCUACAACGGAGAAUUACUUCAAAUGACAUGUCUACCGUUUGGUUUGAGCACAGCUCCAAAGGUAUUCGCGUCAAUGACCAAUUGGAUCGCUCAGACUUUGCGAGAAAAAGGCAUUCGCAUCAUUGUAUAUUUGGACGAUUUUCUGUUAGCCCAUCAAAAUGUAAACAUUCUCAGAACGCAGGUUCAAGUGGUACUAGAGAGACUACAGUACCUAGGUUGGCAGGUGAAUUUCAAAAAAUCCGAGCUCAACCCUCAAAUGAAUCUAGUAUACCUAGGCAUUCAUUGGGACCCUUGGCUCAACCAAAAACGACUACCAUCAGAGAAGUAUCACAGUUUGUUGACCAAGGUGUCAAGCAUUUUGAGGGAAAACAAAGUGGGUUUAAAGUGCCUUCAAAGUCUGGUCGGCCAUCUAAAUUUUGCCAGUUUUGCAGUUCCAAAGGGCAGGCUGAACCAUCGGAGCUUACUAGAUCUCUUAAAUUCAAUUCCAAAAACCUCAAAAAAGUUGUAUGUUAUACCAGCAGAGGCACAAAUGGAUUUGAAAUGGUGGCUACAGAAUUACCGGACCUCAUCACCGAUUCACAUCGAACCACCAACUCAUUUCCUAACCACAGAUGCUUCCGAUCUGGCUUGGGGCGCCCAGCUGGACAGUUUGUCACUGUCAGGACCAUGGAACAGGCAGGAGGCUCAGUUGCACUGCAACCAAAAAGAAAUGCUUGCAAUAUUCAAAGUCCUACAAGGCCAUUAUCAGCUCCUGCAAGAUGCUACAGUACUUGUACAGUGCGACAGCAGAACGGUAGUUGCUUACCUACGCAACGAGGGAGGGACAAUAUCAAAACCCCUGACAGUCAUAACGAAAAAGGUAUUCGGGGUACUGGACGAGCACAAUAUCGUUCUAAAAGUUUUUCAUUUACCAGGGAAAUUGAAUAUUCUUGCCGAUCGACUUUCUCGGUAUCAAAAGACUGCGGAAUGGCACCUGGUUCCUUCAUGCACGGAGAUGAUAUUCAGAAAAUUCGGGAUCCCUGUGAUAGAUCUUUUUGCAUCGCAGACAGCACAUGUAGUUGCCAACUAUGUAUCGAUAGAUUUGAACGACAAGCAGGCAAUUUGUCACGACGCAUUCUCGAUCGACUGGAACUACCCUUUAGCCUGGAUAUUUCCACCACCUUGUCUGGUACCAAGAGUUCUUGCACACCUCAACCGGGCCUCCGGAAUUUUCCUUGUGGUAGUUCCUCGGUGGGACAGAGUUUUCUGGAGGGGAGACUUGAAAACGCGAGCAAUAGAGGCUCCGUUUACCAUCAGAAAUCUCAGUCACUCCUUAGUGGACACGUCGUCGGGCCGUCCACCUCCCAAGGUUCAGGAUAUAACUUUAGAAGUAUGGAAAUGUGGGGGUGGGAUCAAAACCUCCUAA